AUGGGUCAUUUUGGAAAACAUUGCUUGUCGAAGCAACGACAACAAACACGCCCAUCACGGCCCAAUCAACAACAGCAAAAUAAUCGAAAGGAAAUUCGUGGUCUGUCAGAACACCAGCAAAGCGACACUGAUGAAGAAUUUAUUUACACUAUCAUGGCAUCAACGAAAACACCACAAACAACGAUCAACAUUGCAAACGUACCUGUCCCAAUAAUAAUUGACACAGGAUCGUCUGUGAACAUUCUCAAUUAUGAACACUUCAAGAAAAUCAAUCAGCAAACCUCUGGUAUUCAGCUGCAGCCAACCACAACAAAGGUAUUCGCUUAUGGAGCAAAACAACCACUCCAUCUCCUUGGGCAAUUUACUGCAGACACCCAAUACCAUUCCAAAACAACAACCAGCAUCUUUCUGGUAACGAAAGAUAACAACACCUGUCUAUUGAGUUAUAACACUUCCACUGUUCUUGGACUACUCAAUAUCAACAUCAACUCCAUUUCCACCGACCAUCCAGAUCCUAGAAUUGCACAGAUCCUGCAAAAGCAUCACAAAGUGUUCCAAGGGAUGGGAAACCUUAAGAAUUGCGAAGUCAAGUUAGAAAUCGACCCAACUGUUCCCCCCGUCGCUCAGAACAGUCGACGACUGCCUCGCAGCAUGCGAAAGAAUGUGAAUGAGAAACUUCACAAGAUGGAAGAGCAAGGUAUUAUUGAAAAGGUGAAAGGAGUGACUCCAUGGCUAUCACCACUAAUACCCAUACCAAAGAAAGGCGGAAACCUUCGACUUGUUCUUGACAUGAGAGUCCCUAAUCAAGCCCUCAAACGACGCCGAGUGCAAUUCCCCACCGUAGACGACAUCUUACACAAAAUGGAGGGUGCAACAAUUUUCACAGAAGUAGAUCUUUCUCAAGGCUACUUGAGAAAGAAAAUAUCAUUGGUUGAAGAAUCACGCCGCAUGACUGCAUUCCAAACACCAGACGAUGGACCAUACCAGUUCAAACAUCUCAUCAUGGGUGCUAGUCCGUCCUGA
This is a messenger RNA of Paramuricea clavata, 1023 nucleotides long. The record is from the annotation of a GenBank genome assembly. NCBI's taxonomy places the organism in Eukaryota, Metazoa, Cnidaria, Anthozoa, Malacalcyonacea, Plexauridae.